AUGGGAAGAAGGCGCAAGCAUAACACAAUCCUGACCAACUGGGCCACGGACUCACUGUCCCUUACUCGGAGCGGGGCAGUUGCACGCAAGAAGGCCCGACUAACUGUGGGUGAUGCCCACGAGCAAUUGAUGAAAGCUACUCCACGGGUGGUUAUUGAUGGCCUUUCGGAGAUUCAAGAUGGUGGGGUUGCGCCGGGUGACUUCUUAGAUGAUUGGUAUGAUGAGCCGGGGAGAGAUGAGUUGAAUCUGGUGGACGAUGUAGGGCUUGAUUUCGAGCAGUUACGUAAAUUAAUUUCAAGACUAGCUCCAAAGCCGCGAAGGAAGGGCCACGAAUGGAGUACACGGAUGUCUAGGCUCCAUGCCCAGUGGAUGGAGCAACUCGACACUCUUACUAGCCUCUACCUACAAAUCAAGACUUCUAAUUCGUCCUGUGUACCCGUCCACUACCCAGAACCUCAACCAGGUAGCAACUGGAUUGAGAUACAAUGCAUUGAUAUCUUUGCACCAAACUUCAGUAUCCAAAACUACUCCCGACUGCUUGCUGACAUGCACAGGACCGUGUUCCAACCCCACUUGAGAACUCAAAUUUCACUCGCGUUUGAUGUUUAUUACUGCAUCCUAUCUCGACUACGUGCUAUGGUACAGCAGAAACUGGGACAUGACACGCCAGACCACCGCCUCAAGACCUCUUGCCCAGCAUGCCAUCAUAAAGUCGAGGAUGAGCCAGAGCUCCCAAUCCAGUUUAUCGUGACUGGCGAUGGGAACACCUCCCUUUCGCGACUUCGUCACCACUUUGAGGGGGAUUCUCGUAUCUUUUUCAGCGACUAUUACAUCUCUCGGGGAGAUGUUGAUCAGUUUGCCAGUGCUCGAAAGCGUUCACAACCAAGUGCUUCAAGCCAGCCGUUGUAUUCUACAAUCACGGGUGGCCCCUAUUCCACAGACGACAGAGGACCCACCCAUAUCGGAGGCCUGCCUAGCCUGGAGGAAUGCCCGACCAAUGCCGUCAAAGUCAAAGUCCGGAGCUUUGCAGGUUAUGGACGAAACAGGCAUGGGAUCAUGCAAUUUCUCCUUGACAUGGUGCAAAGUGGAGAGCUGGCAAAGUAUCCCUUGGCUUCCGCUGAGAAGCUUAUACGCACAUUCGGUAAGAAUAUAUUAUUCGCCUAUGACAUUGCGUGUACAUUCUCUGCGACCUUGUCGAAGUCGUCCAUUGGGGCCUUGGCUAGAGAUGCCAAUUUCAGGUGUUGUACCGGUUCCUUUCAUGGUGCUGCUCAUGACAGGUCAUGCCAGCUAGACUUCCUUAUUACCUUACAGAAUGGGGCAGGCAUAGAAGAUGGUGAAGGGAAUGAACGACGCAUACAUAUCCACUUCUCCAAAUGGGACGAAAUUAAAUAUGAAAAAUUAGGUGCAUCUCCGUUAUGUGAUUUCCUCUUGAACAACUUCAAAUCUGCUACGAAGAUUAUUAGCGAUGACACGACGGUUCUUGACCAGACACAAGUGUUGUUCCCAGACUUUGAUGCAGAUCACGACUGCCCACAGUGGCUAUCUGAAGAACGAGACUAUAUCUCCUCACUUCAAUUGGAGCCCACCGAUGAGAAAGUCAAGAUUGAAUAUUUGGAAGCUAUUGAGCAUCUGGAACGCGCUGAAGCAACCACGCGUUACUGGACGUUGCAAAUUGGAAUGCCAGCAGCGUUAUCAGCGCAAUUUGGGCAGCAUGUAGCACAAGCAAUCGAUACCCUUGAAACUGCUCGUUCAGCGGUAAUGGCAAUAGAGGCCCGAUCAUUGUUCAUCCUCCCUUGGACGUCCGAUUCCCCCCAGCGUCUCGAAGCGAUAGUUCUGCGUCAACAGCGAGACUAUCAUCACAUUCUUGAUGAGCUUGAGCAGCGAGCUAUUUCACGUCAGCUUGAGCUUGAGAAGAUUGGCUUGCCAAAAACAGACUAUAAAACUCGACAGCAUAUUUCCACAUUGGUCGCCAAGCGGGGGAAAUCACUGCAAUCAACACUCCAGAAAUAUAACACCUUGGCAGCCUCGUUGAAUCCCCCCAAACCAUCACUUACGUGGCAGGACGUUACGGACCUCCACUUCCUCUCCGAUAUCAUCCUGUUACGUGGCCGUGAGGACAUCCGGGACAAGCGAUGGUUUCAGCGUCAUUUUCGUGAUGCUACACGUGCAUGGUACAAACUUCAACGCGCUCGUGAGGAGGUCAAGAUUGUUGGGAUUGAAGCUCAUCGGAUAUGGGCUUCGGUGAUCGAGGAGGAAGCUCACCUGCGUCAAGUCAUUGAGACCACUCAGCACACCCACCCCGAGCUCGCCAAAUACAUUUCACUCAUGGCUGAGUGCCGACUCAACGCAAAUAGACAAUUGCGUAGAAAACUGAAGCUUCUGGAGAAGCAGGGUGGUGUCAGCACACCUCUUCCAGCGAUUCGCAGAGUGGGAAGUCCAGGUCCCAUAGAGGAUAUGAACCAGGCUAAUGUGUCAACCUCUGAAUUUACAGCGAACAAUAAUUCCUCCACAACUCAGACGGUGUCCGAUCCUAUCGCUGAACUGCAAGAAAAAGGAACGAAGAAACAAUGGGCAAAACUGGUGAAGAUUGACUUCGACGAUGUUGACGAUGGUGACGGCAAUGACAACGCAUCGGAAGACGAUGCCGGCAAUAGAACCGCGCCGAAGUGCUGGUGAAAAUGUAUUGUAAUUGAAAACUCAGUCACGGGCACCCCAGAGCUUCUGGGGCCCUUCGGGCCCCUCCGAAAUCUUAUUUU
Molecule: messenger RNA, 2756 nt
Organism: Cantharellus anzutake
Lineage: Eukaryota; Fungi; Basidiomycota; Agaricomycetes; Cantharellales; Hydnaceae
Exons: 15
Coding region: 1-2676 (891 amino acids)
Source: RefSeq, a predicted model, not a curated record